This is a messenger RNA of Nicotiana tabacum (common tobacco), 561 nucleotides long. The record is from RefSeq and is a predicted model, not a curated record. Lineage: Eukaryota; Viridiplantae; Streptophyta; Magnoliopsida; Solanales; Solanaceae.
AUGGCACCGCACGAAGCUCUGUAUGGGCGAAGGUGUAGAUCGGCAAUUGAUAUGUUCAAAGUUGGUGAGGCAGAGUUGUUGGGACUAGAUUUGGUCUAUCAGGCUGUGGAGGAAGUCAAAUUGAUUCCAAGAGCAUUUGAAUACGACUUAAAAUUUCCAAAAGUGCUAUUCGAAACUGGUAGCUAUUGGAAGUUAAUUGGCAAGCUGUUGUACUUGACAAUUACAAGGCCAGACAUAUAUUUUGCAGUCCAAGUGUUGAGCCAGUUCAUGCAACAUCCUAAGGAAUCACAUAUGGAAGUAGCAUUGAGGGUUGUCAAAUAUAUUAAGGGAAGCCCAAGAUUAGGAAUUCUGUUGAAAAGUGGAAACACUAAUAGUCUCACACCAUACUGUGACUCAGAUUGGGUAGCAUGUCCAAACACUAGAAGAUCAGUUACAAGUUAUGUGGUGAAAUUAGGAGAUUCUCUGUUGUCUUGGAAGUCAAAGAAGCAGCAAACUGUUAGUAUAAGUUCUGCAGAAGCAGAGUAUAGAAGCAUAGCAGUAGUUAUGGUAGAGUUAAUGUAG